CCCCAGUACAUUUAUUCAAAGUUUAUUUUUAAAAAAAUAAUUUUAGUCAUUGGUGCCGGUGUAGUUAAAAAAGUGAACAAGCCAAUGAAGGAUAAGAAUUCUUGGAAAAAGUGGGGGAAAAUUUUGCAUCCUGGUGUCAGGAGAAACGAUUCUGGAAUUCGAACAUCAGCAUUUGAAGUUUAGACGCCUCUGGUUUAAAACAUUUUAUUUUUUCUCUAAAAAUUAAAGUUUAAAAAAUUUUAUUACGCUUCCACGCAUUCAUUUAAUUUACUUUUUGUUAUCUUAAUUACAUUUUAUUAAAUUGUGAUAAAAUGGUAUUAGUAAAUGUAAUUAAGGAUUUUUCCCAACAAAAAUUUUUUAAAUUUAUAUUAUUGAUAAUUGUUUUAUGCCUGUCUACACUUACGCGUAAAUAUGUACAUAUGUAUGCAGCUACGUCAAAUAUACUACUUGUUUUUAUUAUCGGUACAAUUUGUUUAUUGAAGUUAAGAAAAGAACGCAGGUCUAUCGGUCGAAGAGAUGUGAUCGUCCUUACAGGAUGUGACUCUGGUCUGGGUUACAGCUUUGCUCUUCAUUGUAAAAAAAAUUUAGGCGCAUAUGUCGUCGCUGGAGUUCAUAAUAUUGACAGCCCAGGAGCCAAAGAACUCGCCAAGGCCGGCAUCCACGUGUACUCUCUUGAAUUAACUAGCAGUGAAAGCGUCCGAUCGUUUGUUGAUCACAUUCGUAGUCACCUGAAAAAUAAAAAACUCGCUCUCAGAUGUUUUGUUAAUAAUGCUGGAGUCAUGGUAUUUGGAGAAUUUGAAUGGCAAACAGAAGAGCAAGUGCGGUAUCAAGUUGAAGUUAAUCUAUUGGGAACAAUGAGGAUGACUAAAGAAAUAUUGCCGCUUUUAAGAGAAUACUCAAGUAGACUUAUAAAUGUAACAAGCCACUGUGCUUUUGAACCACUACCAGGUGUUGCUGCCUACAGCUCUACCAAGAGUGCUUUAGCUGGCUGGACAACGGCGUUACGUGUCGAAUUAAAAAAAUAUGGAGUUCAUGUUAUCAAUUUUAUUCCUGGUUCAUUUGUGCUCCAAAGUAACAUUUUAUCCCAACAACGCAAACACUUUGACGCGAUGGAAGCAGCAAUGACAGAGGAAGCAAAAUCGUUUUACUCGAGUUAUUUUACCAGUUACGCCAAAUAUUUAUGCGGUCUGCCAUGCAAAGCAGAAGAUGCUACUCAGAUGCUGGAAAAUAAUAAAUUGUAUAAGGUGUUUCAGGGCGCUUUGCUAGAUCUGGAUCCUCAUGCAGUUUACAAGUGCGAGCCCUUGAGGUACACGGUGUAUCACUUUCUUUUCAAGAUAACACCGACGAAGGUACGAGAUUGGUUGGUCGAAUGGUUUGUCCGAAUGCCUCGUUGGAAAAAAAAUUUUUCCAACUAACGAGGAAGGGGCUAAAUAAUUUUCAUGUGAGAAAGUUUUUCGAAAGUUUAAAAAAAAUAAUUGUGGAUUUUGAUAAUUCAAUUUAAUGACUAAAAACUGUUAUUAGAAUAAUGAAAAAAUAAAGGGUUAUUUUGUAAUUUAAAUUUGAAUAUUCGCAACAUUGGAUUGCGAUGCCGCGAGUUUAAAAAUUUGUAAGUUUAUUGAAAGGGUAAAUCGAUGAUUAUGGGCGUAACGUAGAUGUCUCUACUAUAUAUGUCUUCUUUUAGAAAUUUAUAUUUUUGAAUCAAUAUUCUUUUUAUAUAUGUAUUAUAUAUAAUAAUAAUGAUAUUAUUAUCAUAAAAUAUUAAUGAACAAAUACCCGAGUAAAAAAAAUUUAUGUAAUUCUAUAGAAAAAAUUCCCCGAUAUAUUUCUGUAUACUUAAAAAUAAAAUACACAUACAAAAAAACCAAAAU
Messenger RNA from Microplitis mediator, 1868 nucleotides. It is a transcript of the gene sro, whose product is annotated as D-beta-hydroxybutyrate dehydrogenase, mitochondrial. The coding region runs from base 312 to 1415 and encodes 367 amino acids. The transcript has 5 exons. Gene Ontology annotation, molecular function: oxidoreductase activity. Lineage: Eukaryota; Metazoa; Arthropoda; Insecta; Hymenoptera; Braconidae. The record is from RefSeq and is a predicted model, not a curated record.